Prorocentrum cordatum is the source of this 1101-nucleotide messenger RNA. NCBI's taxonomy places the organism in Eukaryota, Dinophyceae, Prorocentrales, Prorocentraceae. The record is from the annotation of a GenBank genome assembly.
AUGGAGAUGGCCAACGCCUACGACUACGAGGAGACCGCCAUACCCCAUUGGCGCUGUGAUCGUGGGCGCUGGCAGCGGGCACUGUGGAUUGCCAUUGAUAUGCGAUGCAGGGCAAUGGUCACAAGGCCACCGGCUUUGAUCGGAGACGAGCCUAUUCCCACAACCAACGGCACCCCAGGUGUUGGCGGCGCAGUCUCCCUCGCGAGGACCCGCCGCGCUGGCCAGCGAGCAGCAGGUGGGGUCUUUGGCAGCCCCUGGAGUCGUGCUGCUGAACGUCUACGACGUCACGCCGAAGGGAGGCCUCCUGAGGAAGUUCAACCAGGCCGCGGCGGCUGGCGGCCACGCGCUCCUCGGGGGGAUCUUCCACAGCGGCGUGGAAGUCUACGGCCGGGAGUGGAGCUACGGGCUGACCACCACGAGCCGCUCUGGCGUGUUCGACGUCGCGCCCAGGCAGCACCCGCUGCACGCAUACCGCGGCACAGUGGUGAUGGGCACCACCGCGAUGGCCCGGCCCGAGGUGGGGUUUGUGCUGGCCCGCCUGCGCUCCGAGUGGAGGGGCGACCAGUACAGCAUCCUGCACCACAACUGCCAUCCCCAGGCUUCUCCAACAAGCUCCUGGAGGAGUUGGGCCUGCGGAUCAUGCCAGGCUGGGUGGACCGGGCGCCCCGCGUCCUCGCGCAGCUGGAUAGGGGCUGCUGCCUCUGCCAUUGCGGGCUGCAGCGCAGCAGGGCCUGUCCGCAGAGCUCUGGGGCCGAGGAGCCCUGGAUCAAGGCGCCCGAGUGCAGCGUGGCGCAGCCUGGGGUGGGCGCCGCCGAGGAGCUGGCCGACGCGGGGCCGCUGGGCCGCUGCGGCGGCGACGACGACGGCGGGCCGGCGGACGAGGAGCCUGGCGGUGAUGACUGGACCGAGGACAUCCAGGAGGCCGUGGCAGCCGAAUCCCAGAUGUUGACGUUCGAGGACCUCCCCAGCCCGACGGAGGACGUCCUCGAGGAGAGGGGGCCCCCGACGGCCGCUGCGGCGGAGGGGAGCUGCUGCGCGGCCGCUGCCCGCGCGGAGCCGCCGCGGCCGGGCGCUCGGCGGCCCUUCGCGGGUGGCGCCUGA